UCUAGCUCACAGAAACCUCACAACCCUAGUUUGGCGAGAACACAGGCCGGCCCUGACCUCGGGACGCCAUCACGCUACGCGAUACAAAGGCCCUGAGUCCCUCGGAAGGUUCAAGCGAGGCAAAGGAAAGAGGUUCUUGCGGCAGAAAUUUUGUAGCUUUGCUGCCAAGUUUGGUCGAAGGUUGGCGCAAAAUCCACCAUUGCGGCGCAGGCCAUGUCGCGGUCUGACGGCGAGCUCGCCGGAGUGUAUCGCGCGGAGCAGGAAGACCGCCACGUUGACCUGAUGGGGGAUUCCGACUUCGACGACGACGAGUACAGCCAACCCAUUAAGGAGGCAACAGAAGAUACCUCGGCAGCGGAUGUGAAAAACGGGAAGGACAUACAAGGAAUUCCAUGGGAUAAGUUGAGCAUCACAAGGGAUAGGUAUAGGAAAACAAGGUUGGCGCAGUAUGCAAACUUUGAGAAUGUACCUAACUCCGGGAAAACUUCAGAGAAGGUAUGCACACCUGCAGAUAAAGGGGCACUCUACUACGAGUUUCAGCACAACACAAGAUCGUUGAAGCCAGUAAUUCGUCAUUUCCAGUUGAGAAAUUUAGUUUGGGCAACGACUAGACAUGAUGUGUAUCUUCUAUCACAACAUUCUGUGCUUCAUUGGUCACCAUUCACCAGCGAGAAGCACAAAGUCAUUGAUCUUCAAGGACAUAUCACGCCAUCUGAGAAACACCAGGGGAAUUUCUCCGAAGGAUUUUACCAGGCUCAAGUUAGCACACUAGCAGUCAGAGGUAAUUUGCUUGUUGCUGGUGGAUUUCGGGGAGAACUAAUUUGCAAGUUUUUGGAUCGUGAAGGAGUAAGCUACUGUUGCAAGUCAACACAUGAUGAAAAUGGCAUCACUAAUUCUCUGGAGAUAUUUGAGAAACCCAGUGGUUCGGUGCACUUCUUGGCUUCAAACAAUGAUUGUGGGGUUCGAGACUUUGACAUGGAAAAAUUUCAAAUUUGCAAUAAUUUCCGUUUUCCUUGGGCUGUUAAUCACACAUCAUUGAGCCCUGAUGGUAAGCUUGCUGCUAUUGUUGGGGACAACUCAGAAGGACUUAUAGUCGAUACUAAUUCCGGGAAAACAAUUCAUGAUCUCCGUGGUCAUCUGGAUUAUUCAUUUGCCUCGGCGUGGAACCCAGAUGGACGGACACUUGCAACUGGUAACCAAGACAAGACAUGCAGGAUCUGGGAUACCCGCAACCUCUCCGAGUCUGUUGCUGUUCUUGGUGGCAACAUGGGAGCCAUACGGUCGAUCCGCUACACAUCCGACGGGCAGUUCUUGGCAAUGGCAGAACCGGCCGAUUUCGUUCAUAUAUUCGAUGCCGGAAGCGGGUACCACAGGAAGCAGGAGGUGGAUUUCUUUGGUGAGAUUGCUGGCAUUUCGUUCAGCCCUGACACUGAGGCUCUCCUCAUCGGUGUUCAUGACCGCACCUACAGCAGCCUCCUUCAGUACAGCCGGCGACGGUUCUACUCAUACCUUGAUUCAGCCAUGUGAGAUCUUGGUCACAAAAAUUGUAGAAGGUAGAAGAGUAGGAAGAAAAUAUGUACAUGUGUCAAAUAUCUGUAGCUGUUACUGUAAAGGAGCACUGAAUUGUAUCUGCAAUGGCAUGUUGCUUUUGCUGGACAAAA
Oryza brachyantha (malo sina) is the source of this 1661-nucleotide messenger RNA. RefSeq lists its product as uncharacterized. The record is from RefSeq and is a predicted model, not a curated record. Gene Ontology annotation, molecular function: protein binding. NCBI's taxonomy places the organism in Eukaryota, Viridiplantae, Streptophyta, Magnoliopsida, Poales, Poaceae. The transcript has 10 exons. The coding region runs from base 214 to 1527 and encodes 437 amino acids.